AUGUCUGACAAUAUUAAACAAGAUACCUGCUCUGUGGUGUUCCCAUGGAACUUUCCUCAGACACUGUUCCCGGACACUCGACGAGAACCCCGCGAUGGCGCCGCCGCCGCCAGCUCCAGCACCAGCAACAGCAACAGCAACAGCAACAGCAACAGCAACAGCACCGCCGCUGCCGCUGCCGAGCCUGCCGCCGCCGUGCCCGCGCCCGCGCCCCCAGCGCCGCCCCCAGUAGAUGGCGCGACGAUGAGUCUCCCGGUGGGCCUGCCGGCGCGGCAGGCGCUGGCCCUGACCCGCGCCUUCCUCGGGGCUCGGGCUCCCCCGCCGCCGCCCGUUGCAGGCACCAAGAGAAAGGCCGGCGCCGGCGACGGCGACGGCGACGGCGACGAGGACGAGGACGAGGACGAGGACGAGAAGAAGAACAAGAACAAGAACAAGAAGAAGUCCCGCUCCAAGAAGGGCAAGGGCGACGGCGGCGGCGACGGCGACUGCGGUGGUGGUGGUGGUGCUGGUGCGGCCGCCCCCGUCGACACCACCACUGUCGACACCAUGCAGGAGUGCGCCCUUUUCAAUGACUUCCAGCUGCCCUGCGCCCCGGAGUCCUUCGAGGCAAUGGGGACAACGCAGAAGGCAAAGCUGAAUCGUCAUCGGAGGGGCUUGAAGCCAGAGCAUCUUGUCUCGCCGGCCGGUUCGCUUGGAUCCGAGCUGUGCUUUGUACUGCACUACCCAACGUUUCAGACCAAGCAUUCGAACAACGGCGAAGUCUUCGACAUAAGCAACCGUAGUAUUACGCGGCUUGCAGGCUCGGGCUUCAAUGCCGACAAUACUCUUUGGCUUGACACUUUUUGUCGCCGAAGAAAUACAACGACCAAGAGUGGCGAGCGCUUUCAGCCGCGCAAGCAUGCUGAACCCGCUCUUUUCAACCACCAUCUUGAAUGGUUAGAGCUCUGCCUCCAGACAGCAACUGCGAAAGUGGUUGUCUUUUUCGGUAAGCAGAAUGAAACCCUCUUCAGAGAGAAAUGGGGUAAUCGGCUAGGGGAGAUCAAGUUGUGGGGUGACUACGACGAGAUCUCUCUGUGGAUGCUGUACCCUGAAGAAGACGAGACCUACUCUCGGGUCGAACGGCUUGUCCUGUUUGUCUGGCACCCCGAGUAUCUCGGUCGCAGUGAGGAUAUUGCCAAAGGCCGGGCAUACGAUCGGCAGCUGGGCCUUGUUGCUCAGCUCGCCGGUCUAGCUCGCACUGAUGAGCAGAUCCGAUUUCAAGAGACCUCCUCCACCACGCCUGGUUCGAUCGAACGACCCAUAGCAGCCGCUGAGGCCAGCGAGGAGGACAAAUAUGCGAUUAUCAAACGCGGGAACACAAAGCGCAAGCGAGGAUUGACAAGUGAUGCGGUACCUCUCGAGGUUGCUUGCAUCGCUUGUGGGUAUCCUCGACUUGAUGUGAACCCAUAUUAUUAUGUGCCCGAUGAGAUGACGAGUCUCGCCUGCCGGGUGUAUCUGGCAGCAUACACCCAGUGUCCGGGCUGCAACAGACAGAGCAAUCAGCAAGGGCUCCAGAUUGCAAGAGAAUUUAUCCCGGUCGACGGGAAUGUCCGUUGGUUUUCUCGCGACAGUGUUCAAUGGGGGCGGGCCUUGCACCACCUAUUACACGCUCGAGACUUUACCGAGGGGCGUGGCAUCCAGCCAGCCGUCGGUGAGACCAGGGGAGAAGGCGUGCUGCUGGCGGGAGAGUGUGCGCCGAAGAUGAUCUCCGGAUCGGAGGUGUAUGUUCGUCCCACAUCAGCCGAUAACACAGUCUGA
This is a messenger RNA of Diaporthe citri, 1797 nucleotides long. RefSeq lists its product as uncharacterized. The record is from RefSeq and is a predicted model, not a curated record. The coding region runs from base 1 to 1797 and encodes 598 amino acids. The transcript is spliced from 9 exons. Lineage: Eukaryota; Fungi; Ascomycota; Sordariomycetes; Diaporthales; Diaporthaceae.